AUGUUUUUGCGUCAAAUACGUUCGUUCCAUGCUACUUCAAGGAAGUUCGAUCUGUCAAAGAUGACGAUUGUUGGUCGUGUUGGCAGUGAUUUUACCGAGUUUACUUCUGCCAAUAAUACUAGAUACUUGAAGUACAGUGUUGCCUCUCAACCAAGAAGAGAUGGUGCAACAAAUUGGUUCAACAUUACGGUUUUCAUUGAUCCACAAAUCAAUUUUUUGACCCAAUAUGUCAGAAAAGGGUACGUAUCUCGACCAUAUGGCGUUUUUAAUCUUCACAAGGAGGAAUUUUUACUAACAUUAUACACUGCAGUGCUUUGGUUUACAUUGAGGCUGACGCUGCUAACUAUACCUUCGAAAGAGAAGACGGCUCUAAGGGAACCACUUUGA
Messenger RNA from Zygotorulaspora mrakii, 387 nucleotides. It is a transcript of the gene RIM1, whose product is annotated as Rim1p. The transcript has a single exon. The record is from RefSeq and is a predicted model, not a curated record. Gene Ontology annotation, molecular function: single-stranded DNA binding. NCBI's taxonomy places the organism in Eukaryota, Fungi, Ascomycota, Saccharomycetes, Saccharomycetales, Saccharomycetaceae. Bases 1 to 387 code for a protein of 128 amino acids.